GACUAAAAUGAAUUUGUUUCAUUACCAUUGUUGGAACUCAUUAGUCAUGUCAUGUUUUAUUAUCACCCAUUACUUCAACUUUAUCGGAGUAGAAAACUGUAAAUAUUUACUGGCCAAACUGACCAAUUUGACCAAUCGUAAGGAAUGUCCUAUUCAAACCAACAAUAGAACAAAACAAAAUAAUUCAAUGAAUCAUACUGUAUUAAUCUGUUAACUGUGCACAUAAAUUCAUCUAAUCGUGAUUCACAGAAAAUAAAGAAAUACAAUAGUUCCACUUCUUUUGUUUAAAGUUUAGAUACAAUACAUUGGUGGUGGUGGUCACAUAGCACAAGCAAAAUAGUCAACUACUUUUGUAGUUCAUUUGAUCGCGGAGAGCAGAAGAAGUCUACAUUCAAGUGUAUAUUUAAUUUCAAGAAUUAUAAUGUAUAAAAUGUCGAUUUUAAAUACUCCAACAUUGUGUUCUACGAUAUUUUUUUUAAUAAAUCAGUGCUAUUUUACAACGGCUACAUCUACAAGUACUUUGAAUACUGCGGCGGAUAGAGUACCAAGGCCCUUCAGUGUUUCCAAUUACACAGUGAACGAAUUUAAACCACGUGUUAGCGUAAACUUCGUUAAUAAUAAUAAUACAGUUAAAGGUCGAUAUAAAAGGAACGAGACACCAGCAGAUAAAUUAAAGGACGCUGCUUCUUCGUCAACGUUAAAAGCAAUUCGGCAAUUUUUAACAAUGGUCAAGAAUUUAUUUUCAAAGGACCCGUCUGGCGGCUCUCAUCCUAUGUCGAAAGAAAAUCCUAAGGCCGUUGUAAGACUCUUUAAGUCGACAAUUUACGCACAAUUAUUCCCAGAACCGGGCCAGGGCCCCGAAACCAGACAUCAUAAAAGUAGAAAGAAUUAGAUGAAACCUUGAUUCGAAUAUGUUUGAGAUUGUUCGAGUAGUUCUUUACAAUUGAUUCGGACAAAAUAGGUAUUGUUGAGAUUUUAUAUACUAAAUU
This is a messenger RNA of Spodoptera frugiperda (fall armyworm), 989 nucleotides long. RefSeq lists its product as uncharacterized. The record is from RefSeq and is a predicted model, not a curated record. Lineage: Eukaryota; Metazoa; Arthropoda; Insecta; Lepidoptera; Noctuidae. The transcript has 3 exons. Bases 422 to 892 code for a protein of 156 amino acids.